Molecule: messenger RNA, 1155 nt
Organism: Trichoderma aggressivum f. europaeum
Lineage: Eukaryota; Fungi; Ascomycota; Sordariomycetes; Hypocreales; Hypocreaceae
Exons: 2
Coding region: 1-1155 (384 amino acids)
Source: RefSeq, a predicted model, not a curated record
AUGCAUGCCGAGCAUCGCGGCCGCACUCCCAAAGCCGCCAUUGCCAAUCAUCGAGUGGAGUACAACUUCCAAAAGAUGAUAGCAGGCGUGCGCAUGUCCGUCGACAAGAACAACAGCCUCAAUGAGUGCCAACUGGAACUGGAGAUUGUCCAAGAGUUUGCGCUUACGGAAAAGAUCACCCUUGGUACUAUCAAGAUUAACCUCGCUGAGUUUGUUGAGGAGAGUGAAAACUUCCUGCGAGACCCUACAUCACCAGUCUCAUCCAGAAGACGGACCAACAGCGCCGGAUUGAGCCCUACGAGUGCCAAGGAACUGAAAUUGUCUGAUGAGAUCCAAAGAGAGGUUCAGGAUGGCAUCAUGCGCAGAUAUCUCAUGCAAGACAGCAAAGUCAACAGCACACUCAAAGUCAGCAUCCUGCUCAUCCAGGUCGAUGGUGAACGCAAUUUCAUCGCGCCGCCGCUCAAGACGGCCCCGGUCUUUGGAGGCAUUGUUGGGUUCAUGGCGCCGGAGCAAGUUGAAGAUGAAAUCUUGGGACCUCUACCGAACUUGUCUAAGAAUCGGGACGUUGCCGAGGUCCAAGACUUGUAUCGUCGCGCCCUCGCGGCAUCGUGGACUCGCCAGCCCUCUGAGCUCCCUACUGAUGAAUGUAUCGAGGACAUUUUCGCUGGCGGCAAUGGCUGGAGGACCAAGCAUAGAAGUGCCACCAGCCCUGAUUCUGAAGACGACUACUACGAUGAGGACGUCGACAACUCCGGCAACCUUCGACCCAAUGAAUAUCGUCGCAUGGCCAUGAACCAUCGCCGCAACCACUCGAAUUCCUCAUCCCACUUCCGCCCUGGCAGCUCCUAUAAUCACCAAAGCCCCCACUCUCACCAUCGUCGUACCCUUUCCGGCUCGAGCGACAAGAGCGUCUCGACCGUCACGGUGGGAGGGAACCGCAAUCCGCUCAAGAAGGGCGUGCGUAUUCUCCGCGAUGACAGCCGCGAGGACGACUUGAUGAGCUCUAAGAGUGUCGUGAGUCUGAUGAGCCUGGCACCCACGAUGGGGAGCAGCGAGCGGGAAAGAGAACACAUGAAGCGCACAAAGGAAAUUGGAGAAUCUGAUGUGAGAGAUGAUUUAGUUGCUUGGAGUUUACCUGGGAGCGUAGCAGUAUAG